Amoebophrya sp. A120 is the source of this 4663-nucleotide messenger RNA. NCBI's taxonomy places the organism in Eukaryota, Dinophyceae, Syndiniales, Amoebophryaceae. The record is from the annotation of a GenBank genome assembly.
GCCCAUUUCACCAUACGUCCGCAGUCACGACAGUAUCUCCAGAUGAACCACCGAAGAGAGUUUUUGUGUUGAUGUUAUCCUCACUUUCAGUAAUUAUUACAGAGGCGGCUAAGAACAAUUGCAAUUCUUUGGAGCGAAAAACAAAGAUGGGGUCGUCUCGUCGUAGCAGCGCGGACGGUAUUUGUGCUUCCGUGCCACCGGAUCAUGCUGUUCACCAGCCCCCGUUGGAAGAUGGUGGAGGAGAGUCUCAUGCAACUGCCCCUCAAGUAGAAGAACAGCAGCAGGGCAGUGGAAUGCAGAAGGUCGUCCGGCAGCCAGGACCAACAGCUGCACAGGAGCCUUCCGGCCGGAAAAAGUCCUUGAUGCAGCAGUUUUUGUUCAAGAGGCCAGCGGCUCCAAGUGUGUGCGAAGGCGCGGCUACGGAGACCCUCGCAGACCAACUGGGAUUGCUGACUGAGGAAUCUGGCUACAGUAGGGAAGAAGCGCUACUGGGACUAUUUUCCGUGCUUUCAUCUCGGCAAAGCGGUACUCUCGUCGGACGUGGUGGAAAUUCAUCCGGCAAUACUCAUUCGACAAUCACCCUCAGCGCCGCCGCGAAACAGUGGCUGGAGGAACGGGACGAGCAGGCGAAAACUGGAGCUGAAACAACUACUCCGUCUUGUUCUGACAAAGUUGUCACGUAUGACCAAGUCUCAGCACGGGUGAAGCUGAUCAACUUGGAGCACCUCGACGUUGGGAUGCAGCAUGAUUCUGAGGUGGACCAUUCCGACGCGGACCCUUCCUCUGGCCUACGACCUAUCAAGUGUAAAAAUGUCUGGGUCUGGAAGAAUGCGCGAUUUGUCAUGCUGCUUUUCCAUGACCCAUGAGGUCUGGAAUGCCGGAGCUAGCAUGACAGAUUCUGCGAGACCUUUCUAAUGCCUAUCCUGCAUGAGAAACUCUCUCCCGAUUUGGUCAAAACUGGGCGACUUUUGGCAAUCAUGCAACACAGAUUUUUGUAUGCUGCAGAUUCAGCAUGACAAGUUGCAAUCUUCCAGACCCAGACAUUUUUACAUUUGAUACGAACAGUAAAUAAGCAACCAGAGCACGGCGUCAUCGUGGAUUUUGACGAGGAAAGCGGACGGUUUGUGGUCGACGUGAGCUGUGAGGACCUGGACGUGCAGAUCGACCCGAUUCGGUUUCUACGGGCGGAGAGUCUACAACUCGUAUUGAACCCUGCAGCUUCAUCGGGAGGAGGUGGUGCUAGUACGGGAGCGUACUCUGUGUUGGGAAACAAGAGUCGAGCGGCCACCUCGCAACUGAUUCUACCCACAGGAGCUGCGGGAAAGAUGAAGGAAAAGUUUUUGAACACGAUUCAGCAGAAAUUCAGUUCCAGCCGCAGACCGUCGAAACAGAACAUCGAUGGUGUUGCAGAAGAUGGCAACGCCGUCGCCGUCAACAUUCCUGCAAUAGCUUCCGCUGCUACUGGUGCUGAAGCUGACAAAAACAAGCACGAAGAAAGUGAGCAGAAAGAUGUCACAACAGCAUCGACAUCCUGCUCUUCGAGUAAAACCACGACACCGACGGGUGGUACCACCGGGGGUCGUGUUGCCGCAAAAGUAGCAGCGUCUUUCAACCCCGCCUCACGGCUUUUUGGCAGAGGCACAGCGACAGCCGGUACUAGUGCAAGCAAACCUGCUUCAUCCCAACAACAUCGAAAAAAGGCGGAGCUCGGCGUUCCAGCGGUUGCUGCGACAGGAAGUACAGGCAGUGCUUCUUCCUUCACCAGUUUGGUCAAAUCGAAAAUUUUUCAAGCGACUUCGUCCACGACCUCGGGAACAGCUGCGCACCAGCAGAAAAACAAGAACAAAACGAGCAAAAACUGGACGAAUUGGGGUGGAGGCAGGUUGGGGGAAGGACCAGUACAACCCGAGGAACUAGAAUCAGUAUCACCCUCUUCCACGGUCGUGUUAGCCACUGCGAAGUCCGCGGACAGUUCGUACCACGAUUUUGACAAAGAUUCAGAUUUACACUCGAACGGUAACAACUCCCGACGGCUCAGCACGCGAAGCGAGUUGUUGGAUGUUGCGGAGGGGGUAAAUGCGGGAGCAGAAGAAGAAGAGCCGGAAGCGGAUCAAGGAGCUCCUGGUGGUCGAAGCACUAGAAGUGGGGAAAAAACCAAGAAGAUAAAGCCUAUGUCAUCAGCUUCAUCCAGUACAACGGCUUCGAAGUCCGAAUCGCUUGCCGCACGAGCAGCAGAAAAUAACGUCGACUCCGGAAGGGACUCGUCCGAAGAAUCUGCGGCGCGGGCGAGCAGCAAUCGCAAGGGUCCAGUAGAACCCGCCACUGUCCCUUCCUCUCGCAUCAGCAGCACCAGCAGCGCGUCCUCCGUGAUGGAACAUUUCCUGGAAAAAGAGUUUCAGCGCAUGGAGAAAAUGAAGGAGCAGCUGGAUUACGCCUUGCAAAACUAUCUUCGCACAUAGGAGAAAACGCAUGACAAUUGUUUUUCGAUCGAGGGGUAACGAAAAUCCAAAUUAGUAGAGCCUGUCAUGGAGGUGAUUCAGGUAUAGAAAUAGAUAUGCAUCUGUCAUGCCCAUGCGUGAUUGCAAUCAAUGCGAGUUGUGCGACGUUACUUUUGCACAGGAUAUGGAUACGCGGGAGCAGUUGAUUACAUUGCGCGAGGAUCAGGUGUCGAUGAAAGAACGCGAGCUGAACGCCAAGGAGUUAUCCUGUGCAAAACGAAUGUAUCGUACUGCAACUGCAGUGGGAGGUGCAUUACGCAUGAGAAAGAGAAUUUCUAAUGCUGAUUGAGCUUACGAAGGAGAAGGUGAAGGACAUGUGUCAUGCGUAACUAGUGUUACAUGGCUAGUACGACUACUGUUUUUUUGCACAGGAUAGGAGUUGGAGCUAUACGAUUUGCAGAAGCAGCAACAGAAAAAACUCGCACUGCAGCACGCCGAAGCGCUUCGGAUGCUGGAAGAAACUAGUACGGCGAAGACGGAGAAGGAGGACCUGUGUGGGGAUGAAAAGGAAAACUCGGAUCAGACCACCGCGUCUUAUGCUUUUGUGAAAGCUGGGGUGUGUCUUUCUCUUUGUACUCAUGUCGUGUCAUCGUGCUCGUGAUGAAGCUUUGUCAUGCUAUUUUUUUUCUGUAGGAUCGGAUCAUGUUCAUGACCCAGGCUUUUACAUGGGAUAUUACAACUUCGAAAAGCAACAAAUCCGGAACAGCUGGGGGAGCGCUGAUUUUUUCGAAAUCGCUGGAUAACGGGGACAGCAGAAAGAACAGUCCGCAGGCGGAGGAUGCGAUAGCAGGUGGCGGGUUGAUGGAAGCGGGGAGUUUCGAAGGAUCCGAACUUUUGCUGGAAACGACGUAUUUGCUAUACAAGUGUUAUAUUUAUUUCUCGUUGGGAAAGGGCGGAAAGGCUGGAGCAGCAGAGGCAAGACCAAGAGGAGGCCCGCCGGACCCAAAGAUAAGCGAAAAGCAGUGGGAGAAGAGCAGGACGGGGGCGUCGAGGAUAGCCGGAGAAGAAGAUGCUGCAGAAGAAAAACCGGAAUUCGUGGUGGAAGAAAGCUUUUUCUGUGAAAACUCGGGCAAGGAGGAAUGGAAGGUGGCGGGAGCCUGGUUUGCAAAGCAGGCGGAUGAGACCUGGGCAGUGGUGCGCGGCGGGUAGCCCCUCGCCCCGAUAGCACAGGCCUCUCGAGGCUAAAAAACGACACACGCACAUCCACGAUUACAUCGAAGAGUCUCUAUCGAAUAUUUCUACUAGAGCCCCCGGAUUACGCGUUGAUACUGAUACUGAUAUUUCUCGUUGGUCCACAAGAUUUGUGGCAGACUAGUUCCGAUGAAAAUUUGCAGUGUCUUCCACCAGGACGACCUAAAGUAACAUGUAUAACUCUGUCAUGCAUUUUUCAAGAAGAACGAAUUGGAAUUUAAGUGCAAAUUCAAAUCACGCCAGGUACAGUGCGGAUUGCGACUGGGUGACGUCGGUGGAGAGUAAAGCAGAGACCGGGCGGCCCGAAGGGUAGGAACCGUCGACACAAAUGAUGUUGGCUGUGGUGCUUGGUGCGAACAAACACUAUAAAGAACAAGAGGCGAGAAUGGCACGAAAACCAGACAAAGUUGGAACCGUAUGUGAUGACGAAGUCCUUAACUUCGAAAGUAGUCGGCACAGAAAGUAGCGAAGACUUGGCGAAAGCCCCUGGUAGCUAGAUAGGAGUAUAAUUGCUCUCCACCUCCUCGCACGAAAGGUGUCUCCCUAAUCCUAGUAAAGAACCAUAUUCGCCGCAGCCUCGCGGCUGUGGUCGAAGUAAAAAAUGCUGAAGACACCACCUGGAGGAGGAUGACCUUGAAAGCGACUCGACGCAUCAUGCUUUUUAUUGCUGUGAAGAAUGAAAGUAGGGCUAGGGCGACCAGCUCCAGCUUGUGUGUAGCUUCAACAUCGACAUCCCUAUGCUGUGCUACAAAUGUCGCUGUUCUUCCAGAAAUUCAUGUAAAGCACACCACUGUGCUCUCGUUCUGCAUUCUUGCUCUUGGGGGUACUUCGGAAAGCUGCUGCGAUGCCUCGGCCUAGUUUACUUCGCUAUGCUUAUUGUUGUACUUCUCUCCUUCGACGCUCGUUGCCCCGUUUGUUUCUCCGUAAACAGUGACUACGCUGGUGCAGUCGAGGAAAUGGAAAUAUUACAGGAU